CCUUUUUUUUUUUGAUAUUCGUUUAUUUUUUCCCAUCCCCUUAUUCCAAACCUUUUCUUUCUUUUCUAUGCUUCAAAGAAGAUUGAUCCAUAGCUCAAGAGCUGUUUUGAGUAAAACGCUUACGGCACUCACACGCGUCAAACAUCCCGAGUUUAAGCGCAACCCUGCUUUUGCCAAGAUUGAAGAAAAGGAUCUCUCUUUUUUCAAGAGUGUGUUGGCACCUCAAAAUAUCAUUCAUGACGAAAAUCCAGAGGAUCCUAGCUCUAGUAUGAUGCCAUACAAUACAGAUUGGUUCAACCUUUACCGAGGCACCUCUUCAUUGUGUUUGUUCCCCACUUCUACAGAACAAGUCUCACAGAUCUUGAAGUAUUGUAAUCAGAAUCAAUUAGCCGUUGUACCACAAGGAGGAGCGACGGGUGUGAGUGGAGGAUGUAAUCCAGUCUUUGAUGAGAUUAUCGUGAACACAUCCAAGAUGAACAAGAUCCGGCAUUUUGAUGCCGUUUCGGGUGUGGCCGUGGUGGAUUGUGGUGUUGUCUUGGAAGGCCUGGAUCAGUAUUUGGAGCCCAAGGGAUAUACAGUACCUUUAGACUUGGGAGCCAAAGGAUCUUGUCAAAUUGGAGGUAACGUCAGUACAAACGCCGGUGGGUUAAGAUUGAUCAAAUUUGGUAAUCUCCAUGGUAAUGUCCUGGGAUUAGAAGUGGUUUUGCCCGAUGGUACGGUCUUGGAAAAUUUAUCGACACUUCGAAAGGACAAUUCAGGUUACGACUUGAAACAAUUGUUUAUUGGCUCAGAAGGUACACUUGGUCUGAUUACGGGUAUUUCAUUAUUGACACCCAGACGCCCCAAGGCUGUGAAUGUAGCCAUGGUUGCACUCGACUCAUAUGAGGCAGUGCAAGAAGCAUUUGUGAUGGCCAAAGAAGAUUUAUCCGAGAUUUUAUCCGCCUUUGAAUUUUGGGAUCAUGAUUCUGUGGGUAUUGUAAAACAAGAAAUGAUGCAGGAUACAAACUAUCCUAUUGAAGGAAAGCAUGCUUUCUACGCUUUACUUGAAACGCAAGGCAGCAGACAAGAACAUGAUCAAGAAAAAUUAGAUGACUAUUUGGGAAGAUUGCUAGAAAAGGGAGUUGCUGUGGAUGGUGUGAUGGCACAAGAUGCUAAACAAGUAAACGCAUUGUGGUCUUGGCGUGAAAAGAUUCCGGAAUCCAUUUCAAAGAGUGGUACAGCCAUGACUUAUGAUGUUGCUAUGGAAGUGCCUCUUCUUUACAAGCUGGUGGAGGAUGCCAAGGCACAUUUCACCCCAAAGAAUUUGUUGGGUCCUGGCAAACUCUAUUCUAAUUUGCUAGGCUUUGGCCAUGUUGGAGAUGGUAAUUUGCACAUUAUGGCUAAUUUGGAUGGAUUUGAUCUCAAGGGACAGGAUGACAUGGAUGAAUUUAUUUUCGAUUGGACAAUGAGACACAAGGGAUCGAUUACUGCAGAGCACGGUGUUGGUGUAUCCAAAAUCAACUACAUGACUCGAGCCAAGACAGAUGUACAACUGAAAUUGAUGAAGACGCUCAAGAAGGCGAUUGAUCCUAACGGGAUCAUGAAUCCAUACAAGGUGAUUCCCGAAGAUAAAUAAAUAUAUAUAGACUCUCUCUCUCUUUUUCUCUCUUUUUAUUAUAAACAUAUACAUUUUUUUUGACCUUUAUGACAUUGUGAGCGAGUGAUACUGUCUUUAUAGAUGUAAGCGGCCCUUGCAGCGUGUUCAAAUACUUGUUGAACACCAUCGUUUAAUUUUGCCGAGCAUUCGAAAUAUUUACUAGCACCAAUAUUGGCACAGGCAGCAACACCUUCUUCGUACGAAACGGGUUUUUGUGAGAUCUUUUGUAGUUCAUCAAUCGUCUUUGUAUCCACUCUAAGGUCCUUUUUACAACCCACCAGUAGCAGUGGAACACGGUAACAAUGGGUAUUUAAUUCUUCAAUCCACUGAAAAAAAAAA
Messenger RNA from Mucor mucedo, 1975 nucleotides. RefSeq lists its product as uncharacterized. The coding region runs from base 68 to 1615 and encodes 515 amino acids. Gene Ontology annotation, cellular component: mitochondrion. NCBI's taxonomy places the organism in Eukaryota, Fungi, Mucoromycota, Mucoromycetes, Mucorales, Mucoraceae. The record is from RefSeq and is a predicted model, not a curated record. The transcript has 9 exons. Gene Ontology annotation, molecular function: FAD binding; catalytic activity.